Messenger RNA from Nicotiana attenuata, 2022 nucleotides. RefSeq lists its product as uncharacterized. Gene Ontology annotation, molecular function: DNA helicase activity. The transcript has 4 exons. Gene Ontology annotation, biological process: DNA repair; telomere maintenance. The record is from RefSeq and is a predicted model, not a curated record. Lineage: Eukaryota; Viridiplantae; Streptophyta; Magnoliopsida; Solanales; Solanaceae. Bases 1 to 2022 code for a protein of 673 amino acids.
AUGUACUGUGAUUGCCGAUACAUAUCACCCUGCGAAGCUGCUUGGAGAAUAUUCGAGUUUCCUAUACACUAUAGACAACCUUAUGUGGAAAGACUAUCAUUUCAUCUUCCAAAUGAACAACAUGUCAUAUUCUCUGAUGAUGAUCCGAUUGAUGAUGUUGCCAAUAGACCCACUGUAAGGGAAUCGAUGUUUUUAAGUUGGUUUGAGACAAAUAAAACAUCUUCUGAAGCAAGAGAACUAACUUACGCAGAAUUUCCCCUUAAGUUUGUGUGGAAACCAAAGUUGAAAAGAUGGGAGAAAAGAAAAACUUCUGCAUUUUCAAUUGGAAGGAUUUUCUUUGUUCCGCCUGGAACUGGCGAGCUAUACUACCUCAGGUUGUUGUUGAAUGUCAUUAAAGGCCCAAAAUGUUAUGAAGAUCUUAAAAGAAUCAACAAUCAUGAUCAUCAUACAUUUAGAGAAGCAUGUUUUGCACUUGGUUUAAUUGAUGAUGACAAAGAAUAUGUGGAUUGCAUAAAGGAGGCAAGUAGUUGGGGUAUGCCAUCGUAUCUUAGGCAAUUAUUUUCUAUGUUGUUGUUAUCGAAUUCGAUGUCACGACCAGAAAAUGUUUGGCAAGCAACUUGGCAAUUAUUAUCAGAAGAUAUCCUCCAUGAAGAAAGAGUCUUACUGGAUAAUCCAGAAGCAGAGCUAACAAAUGAUGAAUUGAAAAAUCGUUGUUUAAAAAAGUUAGAAAAAGUUUUGAAAAGCUGUGGAAGAAGUUUUCAUGAUUUUCCAACAAUGCCAAGACCUCUUUACAAUGAGGAAGAAGUUGACCAUAGUAAUAGGUUAAUCCAUGAUGAAUUGCGUUAUAAUCGUCGUUCUCUGUUAGAGGAACAUCAACAAUUAUUAAUGAAUUUGACAGUUGAACAAAAGUCGGUUUAUGACAAAAUUAUGAGGGCAGUGAAUGAAGCCAAAGGUGGUAGAACAGCUCAUUCGAGAUUUGCAAUCCCUCUUAAUCCAAACGAAGAUUCAACAUGCAAUAUAAAGCAAGGUAGUCCUCUAGCAAAUUUGAUUAUAAAGACAAAGUUGAUUAUUUGGGAUGAGGCACCAAUGAUGCAUAAAUAUUGUUUUGAAGCUCUUGAUCAAACUCUUAGAGAUAUUCUUAGAUUUAAAGACACAUCCAGUGCUGAUAAACCUUUUGGAGGUAAAACAGUUGUUCUUGGUGGCGACUUCAGACAAAUUUUGUCUGUCAUUGCAAAAGGAUCUAGGCAAGAUAUUGUUAACACUACUCUUAAUUCUUCGUAUUUGAAGGCCCACUCAAUCGGUGAUGGAAGGAUUGGGAGUUCCAUUGAUGGCAUUGAGAAAGUCCAAAUCCCAGGUGAUCUUCUCAUAAAUAAUUGUGAUGAUCCAAUAUCGGCAAUUGUUGAAAGUACAUAUCCAGAUUUCUUUAAUCAUUCCAGUGACAUUGAUUACCUUCAACAAAGAGCAAUUCUUGCUUCGACUCUUGAUAUGGUGGAGUCGAUCAAUGAAUAUAUGGUUUCACUCAAUCAUAGUCCUGCGAAGACAUAUUUGAGUUCUGAUACAGUCUGUAUAUCUGAUCAUUCUUUUUCAGCUUUGGAGCACGUACAUACACCCGAAUUCCUAAACAGUAUUAAAUAUUCUGGAAUUCCAAAUCACUCUAUUACUUUGAAGGUUGGUGUUCCUAUGAUGUUGCUGAGAAAUAUAGACCAGUCAUCAGGAUUGUGUAAUGGCACGAAGUUGAUCAUCACAAGACUUGGAAAUCGAGUUAUUGAAGCCAAGGUUUUAUCGGGUAAUAUGGCUGGACAAAAAGUGUUUAUCCCAAGAAUGACGUUGACGCCAUCAGAUGCAAGAAUACCUUUUAAGUUCCAGCAAAGACAAUUUCCAAUUGUUGUAUCUUUUGCCAUGACAAUUAAUAAAAGUCAAGGUCAGUCGUUGUCUCAUGUGGGAUUAUUUUUGAAGAAGCCAGUAUUUACUCAUGGACAACCGUAUGUUGCUCUUUCACGCGUGACGAGUAGAAAGGGUUGA